Molecule: messenger RNA, 3395 nt
Organism: Lasiosphaeria miniovina
Lineage: Eukaryota; Fungi; Ascomycota; Sordariomycetes; Sordariales; Lasiosphaeriaceae
Product: fungal-specific transcription factor domain-containing protein
Exons: 1
Coding region: 399-3032 (877 amino acids)
Biological process (GO): regulation of DNA-templated transcription; DNA-templated transcription
Cellular component (GO): nucleus
Molecular function (GO): DNA binding; DNA-binding transcription factor activity, RNA polymerase II-specific; zinc ion binding
Source: RefSeq, a predicted model, not a curated record
CUGUGAACUUCAGAGAGAAAAAGUAAUUGUGUGUGUAUGGGUGUGUGUGCGUGUGAGAACGAGAGAGAGUGUGUGUGGUGUCUAUGUAGCACCUGCCUGCUUGUCUGCCUGUCUGUGUGCAUUGUGCAGGCCAGUGUGGAGAGUUGAGAGUCGAGCCGGAAGUGCGCUUGGAUUCCCUUUAAACUAAACACGCCCCCCAAUCCCAGAAAACAGCCCCAAAUGAUCCGUCUGCAUGUUGCUUGACCGGCAGCUCCCCCAGAAUCCAUCCUAUUGGGGCCCUUGUGGAGACGUACCCGAAGCAGACAAGACAGGCUGCGCGGGAGACGACCGACUAAGUUGAUUUACUCCGCCUCUAGCACCACCAGCAGCACUCCAGCACCAGUACCAGCUCCAGCACCAUGGCAGCUGUGUCGCACAACCCGUAUGCUCGAUCCCCCAACCCCUCCAGGCGGUCCUACGACUCGUCGUCCGUUUCGUCGGCCACCUCGCCCAAGCCGCCCACGCAGUAUCUUAGCGGCCUGAUGGGCUCGACCUCGACGACCUCGACGACAACGACCACGACGACAUCCUCAUCAGCAGCUUCGGCAACAGCAACCCCGACGACGUCCAGGUCGAAUCCGGCCCAGGCUCCUCACCCCAUAGGCAUCCCCCCGUUGCCCUCUUCGUCCUCGCAGGGCCCGUUCCAGCCCUACACGCCCGUCACGGCCACGUCGUCCGCCAUGGGGAGGGACUCGCUGCCCUCGGGCGAGUCGGUGGGCGGCACCCCGGUGCCCUCGCACGCCCAGCUGCCCUCGUCGUCGAGCUCCCAGGCCCAGAAGCGGGCGUACCGCCAGAGGAGGAAGGACCCCAGCUGCGAUGCCUGCCGCGAGAGAAAGGUCAAGUGCGACGCCACCGAGAUGACGAGCUGCUCCGAGUGCUCGAGCCGCAGCGUCAAGUGCCAGUUCACCAAGGAGACGAACCGGCGCAUGUCGUCCAUCAAGCAGGUUCAGGACCUCGAGAAGCAGAUGCAGCGCGUCCAGCGCGAGAACUCGACGCUCCGCCGCCUGAUGCAGGAGCGAGACGGGCCCCUGGACAUGGACGUCGACGGCAUCGAGCAGCUGCCCCUGCAGCUCCCCGAGAUCAACAUGGCGCCCAAGCACAAGAAGAGGCCGGCCGCCAUGCACGACCUAGCCCGCGCGAGGUCCAACCUGCGCAUUUUCUCACGCGGCGUGUGGAAGCCGCCCGCCCCUUUCCGCCGGCCCGCCACCCCCGAGCUUCGAGACUUCCAGCAUCUUCUGCCGCCCCGCCAGGCCACGGAGCCGCUGCUCCGGGCCUACUACGCCUCGGCCCACACCAUGACGCCCAUCGUACACUGGCCCUCGUUCCAGCAGGCCGUCGACAACCUGUACAAGCCGGGGAGCCCCGUGCGCGUGCCGCAGACAUUCAUGUCCCUCUUCUUUGCCGUGCUCGCCGUGGGCAGGCUCUUUACGGUCGAGAACGAGCAGAACCGAGCCUACUCGGCCGCUCACCUGGUGGAGACGGCCCGCACGCUCAUCGACCCCUGGAACAACGAGCCGGUGCUGGACAAUGCGCGGACGCUAGUGCUGAUCACCAUUGCGCUGAACGAGCUGAAUCUCAAGUCGGCGGCGUGGAGCUGGCUCGGGAGCGCCGUGCGGGUGGCCCAGGACAUUGGGCUCUACUCGGAGUCGGGCCCGUGGCCCAUAAUCGAGGGUGAGAUGCGGCGUAGGACGUGGUGGACCAUCUACAUUCUCGACCGGAGCCUGGCCCUCGAGCUCGGCCGGCCGGCGCUCAUUGAUGACUCGGACUGCGACGUGCAGCUGCCAGCCCACGUCGACGACCACUUCAUCCACGACGGCGGCAUGCUGGUGCCCACCGGCGCCGAACCGCUGACGCACUCGCUGCUGGCCGUCAUCCACGUCGUGCGCUCGUACACGGCCCUGGGCCGGGCCUUGUCGACGCCCGUCAUCGCGCCCACCCGCCUUGCCACCUUUGACCAGCACUUUGCCUCGUGCCUGUCUACCUUCCCGCAGACGUGCGACCCCUCAAGCAACGCGGCCCUCUCGCCCGUGCUCCUGAACCCCUUGAUAUACCUACUACACGCGCGCCUGCUUCUGCACCGGCACAAUCUCAUGCCCACGUGCCCGCCCGACGUGCGCCGUACCGCCAUCGACCAGUGCACCCACACGGCCCUCGAGACGGCAUCGCUGCUCGCCCGCACCACGUCGGCCCUGCCCGAGGGCGCUACGGCGCUGCUUACGACCCACAUCUUCCGCUGCACACUGUUCCUGCUGCUGACGGGCUAUCUGGAGCAGGCGUCCAGCUGCAUCCGCGCCCUGGGCGCCAUCAACGAGCACUGCGACGUGGCUGCCCCGUGUGGCCGCUUCCUGGCCUUUUUUGUCUCGGCCCUCGGGUCCAAGAAGGCCGAGUACGCCGCCUUUCUCGCGCAGGCCGCCCCGUCCGGCCCCUCCCAGCAGCAGCACGCGCACCGCGCCCCGGCGCCCGGCGCUCUACAGGACGCUCUCCUUCGCGACGAGGAGCUGCUAGCCUACGUCAGCGCCGACCUGCAGGCCGGCAGCGACACGGCCUGGGUCUGGGCCGGCGGCGAGCGCGAGCCGCCAGAAGUGCACCACCAACACCAACUGAACCACUCGCCCACGGCGGCAGCUGCGACGGCGGGAGGGAAGCACAGCCUAUUCAGCCUCGAGGCGCGGACCAGCCUGACGAGCGACGAGCGCUGGGAGUGGGCAUCUUCUGGCUGGGAGGGCCUGCAGGGCGCUGUGCAAGGGCUCCUGACGUCCCAGUCGACGACGCCCAUCACGGCACCGUCCGCUGCCCAGAGACAACAGGUCUGGCCUCCGCUGCUGCCACACCUGCCGCCGCCUCAGCAGCUUGCGGCCCCCGUCAACAUCAAGAUGGAGAUGGGCGGAAGCAACAGCAGCAGCGGCGUCAUGGCAUCAUCGAACAGCCCCACCGCCGCGGGCGUGGCCAGGAGCAAGAACCAGGAGCGUAUCAGCAUUGCGAAUAUCAUAUGAGAACCUACCUCGCGGGUUUUUAUAUUUGACAAGGAGCACACAUUUACAGGCAGGGAGAGGAGAGCAGGCAGGACAGGCAGUCAGCAGGCGAGGUGUCAGCCCAGUCCUCCCCCACGCUAUGACUAUGAUGGAAAUAUAAAGGAAGUUACGUCUGUUCGUAUAACAGAGGGAGAGCAAAAGAUAUCCCCCUAGCUAGAGGGGUGGCCGAACUCGAACUCACAAACAAAGCGACGUCACGAGCCACGCGAGCAAGCGUAUCAGUGUAACACGCUGUUUGCAAGCAAACGAAAAGGGACGGCGAAGUCCAAGAAGUCAAGGAAAAGGAAAGAAGGAGUUGGGGUUUCAAACGCCCAUGACUCACGA